This is a messenger RNA of Erigeron canadensis, 796 nucleotides long. Its product is annotated as GDSL esterase/lipase At5g55050-like. Bases 1 to 723 code for a protein of 240 amino acids. The record is from RefSeq and is a predicted model, not a curated record. The transcript has 4 exons. NCBI's taxonomy places the organism in Eukaryota, Viridiplantae, Streptophyta, Magnoliopsida, Asterales, Asteraceae. Gene Ontology annotation, molecular function: hydrolase activity, acting on ester bonds.
AUGCUUUUAUAUAUGGGAUCAAUUUCAUUGACUCAACAACUAGACUAUUACUCUUUGGUGCAUGACCAAUUGGUUCAACAACUAGGCUCAACUCCUGCCCAAACCCACUUGGCUAAUUCCCUGUUUUUAGUCGUGAUUGGAAGCAAUGAUCUCCUUGAUUACUUCAACAAAGACUCUAAUGUGUCAAAAAAAUACACCCCAUCACAGUAUGUUCAUCUCAUGGCCUCCACCCUCAAACAAUUUAUAAAGAGACUUUACGGGCUAGGAGCGCGUAAAUUUGUGGUAAUUGGAGUUGGAGUGAUUGGUUGUUGCCCGGAACAAAGGAUGCAGAACAAUGACACCAGUCGAUGCAAUGAGGAAGCAAAUUAUUGGUCAACCAAGUACAACAUUCGCCUUAAGAGUUUGCUAAAGGAGCUAAAGCUAGAAUCACAUGAUCUCACCCAUUCUUACUUUGCCACAUACCGUGCCAUGAAUGCCCUCAUCCGAGAUCCUCAGAGUUAUGGAAUUGUGGAGAUAAAAGAAGCUUGUUGCGGACUUGGUACCUUGAAUGCCGACAUGCCUUGUUUGCCGAUUUCUAAUGUUUGCUCCAACAGAAGCGACUAUCUUUUCUGGGAUCUCUACCAUCCAACGGAAAUGGUGUCUCAUAUGUUUGCUGACCUUAUAUACCAGGGAUCACCACGAUUCACACUCCCAGUGAAUGUAGAACACCUUGUUCAUAUGUGAGGCAACCAAGGAGCUACUAAGAGGCUGUAUACUCACAACCUAUGACGUCUUAAUUUUGUUUAAUUAGUUUGUC